CAAACCUCAGUUGCUCCCAAACCCUUUAGAAGUACAGUAUUACACACUGAUCGCGAGAGAAGGAGAAACCACAAGCAGAAUCCCAUAUAACCUUGAGCGGAACGGCGGGUGUGCUCCCCCCUCCAUCCCACCCAGCCAUCUGUGACGCUGUGGCCUCCGCUGGGCCUGUUCCUUCCUCACAGGACCCACUGUGAUAUCCUCCGCCGCUGCAGGAACACCGUCGGCUGAGCGGGAAAAAAAACGGAUUUCUUUAAGCAUUUUAAGUGGUGUCUGACGUUAUCUCGGGAAGUGCAGAGAGGAAAAGACGAGUUAGCUGGACCUCUUUCCCGCCCAGUGGAUUCUCAUUUACUGUGAAGAUGAAGACGCGGGCGUGUCUUGCUUACCUCAUGGUGGGCGUGUGUGGGCUGGCCGCCGCCCUACCCUUCCCCGGCGAGGGCAGCCAGAUGGGGCCAGGAGAGGGACCCCGAGAAAAUAACCCCGUGUUUAAUGUGUGGGAAUUCGCCUACAUCCACGACGGCUCCGUGAACUCGAGGUCGGCGGCGCAGGCGGACGAGGCGCACAACAACAACAACAACAACAACCACGGGAACGACAACAACAGCCCUUGCUUGUGGGCCAUCGUGUCGUGUUGCGGCGCUCGCUCGGGCAACGGGCGGGACGAGUGCUUCGAGACCCUAGGCUGCCCAGGAGCGUGGUUUGAUAACCUCUGUUCCCAGGACUUCCAAAGCGCAGCCCACUCCGAGGUGUCCAACAUCCUCCAGUUCGGUUAGACGGGCUCGGACGAGAGAAGACGGGAGAGCCAGCGAAGGGUGAAGGAGGUCGUGCAAGAAAGGCGGGAGAAAGGACGAUGGCCAGAUGAAAGGGAGUAAGAAAAAGGGAAGUGAUUAAAACCGAAAAUGCUGCAAGUACAAACCAGAGGGGAGAGAAUGCAAUCUCAGCGGAAUUUCGAGAUAGGGGACCGUAAUCUAUGGUAAAAGGAUGAUGUCUGAUGAAACGAUCUUGGGUUCGAAAAUGCGAUGAUUUUGAAGUGAAUAACAACGAAAUAGAUCAAAGGAAAACAUGAAAAGGUAUAAAGAAUGGAACGAAGAUUAUUAAAUUCAAAAUUGACAUAUUUUUUUAUAUCUUGUAAAUUCAGUUUUUUUUUUUUUUUUUUUUUCUUGCACUUUUGAAUUCAUGUUUGUAGAAAAUGGAAUACGUUAUACGUUAUAGAAUAGUACAUAGCCCAGCAGACUAUUUAUACCGUAGCUUUAUAUUCUUAGUAGUACUAAUAUUUAUUCCAAGUAUUUACAGUUCAUGUAUAAUUCGUGUGAAUCACAUUUAAGUUAGUUUAUUUGAUUGGAAAGAAGAUAUAUCUGGAAAAAAUAAAUUGUCCUGAAUUAACUACCUUGUAAGGCUAUUGUGUGCGCAGUUAAUUUUAUGUUAGUCCUCAUAACAAAAGGGUUAUGUAAUGCAGAUUCUUAUGGGAAGCCUUUGUAUAAUAAAAAUGUGAAAUAUUU
Molecule: messenger RNA, 1496 nt
Organism: Penaeus chinensis
Lineage: Eukaryota; Metazoa; Arthropoda; Malacostraca; Decapoda; Penaeidae
Gene: hdly
Exons: 3
Coding region: 357-770 (137 amino acids)
Source: RefSeq, a predicted model, not a curated record